GAGCCCGCCCCGCCCUUGGCCAGCCUCUCUUCUAUAAUUACACCGGGGGAGACUGUCAACCAGAGCAACCAGAGCAUGGCGAGUCGAGAGAAGGCGAGCGUCUCGGGCCACAUGUUCGACGUAGUCGUAAUAGGAGGCGGCAUUUCAGGAUUAUCUGCUGCUAAACUGUUAGCUGAACAUGAAGUUAAUGUUUUGGUUUUAGAAGCCCGGGACAGAGUUGGAGGUAGAACAUACACUGUAAGAAAUAAACAUGUUGAUUACGUAGAUGUUGGCGGGGCUUAUGUGGGACCCACCCAGAACAGGAUCUUAAGGUUAUCUAAGGAGCUGGGUUUAAAAACUUACAAAGUGAACGUGAAUGAGCGUGUUGUACAAUAUGUCAAGGGGAAAACUUACCCAUUUCGGGGUGCCUUCCCUCCAGUCUGGAAUCCCAUUGCAUAUCUGGAUUACAACAACCUGUGGCGGACAAUGGAUAACAUGGGAAAAGAGAUUCCAGCUGAUGCACCAUGGAAUGCUCCACGUGCAGAAGAGUGGGACAGGAUUACGAUGAAAGACCUCAUUGAUAAGAUCUGCUGGACACAGACUGCUAAGCAGUUUGCGUCUCUCUUUGUGAACAUCAAUGUGACCUCUGAGCCUCAUGAGGUUUCUGCCUUGUGGUUCUUGUGGUAUGUGAAGCAGUGUGGUGGCACCACUCGGAUAUUCUCCGUUACCAAUGGGGGCCAGGAACGGAAGUUUGUAGGUGGAUCUGGUCAAGUGAGUGAAAAGAUAAUGAGCCUUCUUGGCGACAGAGUGAAGCUGACACGUCCUGUUACCUGUGUUGACCAGUCAGGUGACAACAUCAUUGUACAGACGUUGAAUCAUGAAGUUUAUGAGUGCAAAUAUGUAAUUACUGCCAUCCCUCCGACUCUGACAGCCAAGAUUCACUUUACUCCAGAGUUGCCACCUGAGAGAAACCAGUUAGUCCAACGUCUUCCAAUGGGAGCUAUCAUUAAGUGUAUGAUGUAUUACAAGGAAGCUUUUUGGAAGAAGAAGGAUUACUGUGGUUGUAUGAUCAUCCAAGAUGAGGAGGCUCCAAUUUCGAUAACCCUGGAUGACAGCAAGCCAGAUGGAUCACUGCCUGCUAUCAUGGGCUUCAUACUUGCUCGAAAAGCUGUCCAACUAGCAAAACUCCAUAAAGAUGAAAGAAAGAGAAAAAUCUGUGAGUUGUACUCCAAAGUGCUUGGAUCUGAAGAAGCUUUACAACCAGUGCAUUAUGAAGAAAAAAACUGGUGCGAAGAACAGUACUCUGGGGGCUGUUAUACCGCCUACUUUCCUCCUGGCAUCAUGACUCAAUAUGGAAGGGUGAUUCGUGAACCAGUAGGCAGGAUUUAUUUUGCUGGAACAGAGACAGCCACACAUUGGAGCGGAUACAUGGAAGGAGCUGUUGAAGCUGGAGAACGAGCAGCUAGAUCGAUCUUGUAUGUUAUGGGGAAGGUGGCAAAUCUAGACGUUGAAGAACCUGAAUCAGAGGAUGUUCCAGCUACCGAAAUCAUGUGCACGUUCUGGGAAAGGAAUCUUCCCUCUGUGCCAGGCCUGCUGAAGAUCAUUGGAUUUUCCACAUCAGUGACUGCCCUGUGUUUUGUGGCAUACAAGUUUAGGCUGCUGAAAUGAUCCUGAACUAUAUGCUCUGCUUACUCUUUUCCAGUAUCAUCAGAAAGAAAAUAUUGACAAAUUAAUGGCUGUCUCUCAUUAGACCAUAGUUAAAUGAACUGGAUGUAACCCCUUAGCUUAGUCUGUGUUAAAGUGAAAACAACUCAUGGAAUCACCUCAUUAAAAUCAGUAAGAGCAAGCUCCAUCUUAUUUGUCGGUGUAGAUUAAUUUGUGUUAUUGGUAGAAUACAACCUUGUGAUCAGUUUUUUUAAUUUCGAGUUCAAGCGCUUAUCAGAAACAAUUUCUAUGUUCUGUUUUUUCCCCUUUAACAUAAAAUGCCUGACGAUUGCAGAAAUGAAGCAUUUAACUUUCUGUAGAGGUUAAAUAGGUGACGGCAUAGCCUGUGACUGAUCUUUUCAGUCUUUAGGAAAUGGUGAAGUGUAGGUCCAGAGCUGAGAGGAUCACGGCUUCUUGGGGUGAGCAGUUCUCACUUUGUAUGAGGAAAUAGUACAUGAAAGCGGUAGAGAUAUACCAGUGAGGUGGGGAGGGGCAUUUUGUAGGCUGUUGCCACAGGAGUCUCUGGACCACUUCCGAUUCCUACAGUUUCUAGACAUCUAGUCUCAGUGUUAGCUCACCUGUAUAUUUUCCCCUUUGCUUCUUAAAUAGGACAGUGUUUACCAAAGCAUAAUGAUUAAAUUGACUUUCUGUGACUUUUGUACAGCUCCCCAGGUGAGCAGAGUAAACUAAUGGCAGGACUGUCCCCAAGAGGCCUCGCUGACUAGCUCUACAUGAGGCAUCUUUUCUUCUUCCUGGAGUAUGGCUAGACAUCACUUCACUCAUCAUCGAUGAUAACAUUCUCUACCAAUUUCAGGAAAGCUGUAUUUUCCUUUCUUUCAGGUAGAUCCUGGCUGAAAUUUAUUUUUCUUUUUUCAUAUGACCAUAGUAGAAUUAGACAGGUCUGUUAAUUUAAAUAUGUUUUCAACAUGGUUACCCUAUAGUAAGUGUUAGCAUGCCAGUUUCUCUCAAAUAACUGAAAUAGACAUUAAAAAUUUCAUAUUGUUAUUUGUUGAGACUAUGAGAUACAGAAGGAAAUUAUGGCUAUAUUUUAUAAAUUCACUUGCUUUAGUUAUUAAGCUUUAUAAAAGACAUGAAAUUGAGUGGUUUUACCUAUGAAUACUAAAUUCUCUAAGGAAUUAUGUGGGCCCAGACCAGUACCACCUCUUGUCUUUCCCAUUUUUAAAUUAAAACUAUCAGAUUUUUUAAAAGCCCCUUCCAAAGGUUUCAGCCACAAACUACUUAUUUUUUAAUGUAAAUUCCUGGAUAAAAAUCAACACAUGUGAUCAAUAAAGCAAUUGAGAAGAUUCAGUGGACUCAGGUAUGCAGGUGGUAGACACACAGUAAUGCCUUAUUCUGCAUCAUCAAUGAAUGAACAUUUCAUUUCAAAUGAAGUUUCUAGAUAGCUGAAACUUACUCUUUUAUGUGCCAAAAUUUUUAAAUAAAAAUUUCAAUGAACAUAUUUCCAUAUAUUAUUAAACAAGUUAGAUCCAAUUAAUUUUUUAAUUAAUCAGGUCAGGCAUUAUAUCCCUGAAUUAUUUUAUGCUUUUAUAAUAGAGUGACAUUAUCAUGUUUGCCCUUCUAUAAAAUGUCACAUGAUUGUUUUAUAGCUGCUGAGUAGGCUACUGCUUCUUCUGUCUUCUCUCAUAUUCAGCAUUUUAUUUCAUAUCCUCUUUAUCUCCUAACAUCCCUUAACCUAAUCUAUUUUUUAUUGAAUGGGAAUUAAAGAUUGCCAAAGGAGACUAACCCAAGUUUAUUAUAUAAUUAACCUUAUCAUAAAUCCAAAAUUAAGUUAUGGCCCUGGUGUGAGGACUUAAGAUAUUUGUUUUGCCUAACCCAAGAGCAAAGUGUAGAAUUUUCCUGGUGCUGUUUAACUUUCAUUUGAAAAGUGUUUUUGCUAAGUUAGGAUUUUUGGCAAUGUCUUGGAUAUGCUCUAGUACAUAAGGAAAUGCACAUACACCAAACCACUUACAAAAAUUACAUCCCUGAUCUAUUUCAUUUAUUUCUGUUCACUUACUUAUUAACUUGGUUCUGACAUACCUUUUGGCAAAAAUCUCAACUCGCAAGAGUUUUAACAGUAAUCAGAUUGAUAGCAUAUCCAGAACUUGAAUAUUGAAUAAAUCCUGAGUAUUCAACUACCCUCUUCUCGGCUUUUUAGAAAACCAAUUAAUUUAUUCUAAUUAGAUCAGCCCUAUUAAGCUACAGAUUAUUAAAAUGGAUGCCAGUCCCGAUGUGCAUAAACAUAAAAUCGGAGCUGAGAACUCCCACCAUAUUUUAGCACUAAGUGAUUGUUCAACACUAAGAAAGAUACCGUAGGUAUUUUCUCCAUUCCAGAGAAACUAGUCAAUUUCAACAGCUGAUAGAACAUGGCUCUGUUAAACCAUCUGCUUCACAGUUCUGAAGGCUACCCCAUUGUAGGAUUGAGAAUUAGAUUUUAAAAGUUAUCCUUUUCGUCACAACUGUUAAAUAAGAACGUAUACUAUACUGAAGAAAAAAUAUUGAAGCAUCGUGAACUACAUUUAGUUUGACUAUGAACUUGGUGCCUAGUGUUCUGUCUGAAAUGUGCCCAAGUGCUACUACAUGUGGGAAUAUGCAUGUGUCUAUUUUGCAAUUGAAAUACGAUUUUGCCUGUAUGGUACUGUUUUGUUGGUUAAUAAAGUGCACUACAA
This is a messenger RNA of Pteronotus mesoamericanus, 4349 nucleotides long. It is a transcript of the gene MAOA, whose product is annotated as monoamine oxidase A. Gene Ontology annotation, cellular component: mitochondrion. NCBI's taxonomy places the organism in Eukaryota, Metazoa, Chordata, Mammalia, Chiroptera, Mormoopidae. Gene Ontology annotation, molecular function: flavin adenine dinucleotide binding; primary methylamine oxidase activity. The transcript is spliced from 15 exons. The coding region runs from base 76 to 1647 and encodes 523 amino acids. The record is from RefSeq and is a predicted model, not a curated record.